UCCCCAUCCCCAGCCCAGCAUGGCCUCUCCCGUCUUGCACAAGCUGGAGGACAAACUGCUGUGCUCCAUCUGCCUGGAGCUCUUCAGGGUGCCCGUCACCUUACCCUGCGGCCACAACUUCUGCGAGCGCUGCAUCAACGACCACAGGAGCAAACAGGAGCAGACGGCCGACGGGGCCGAGCGGGGCUACAAGUGCCCCCAGUGCCGCUCCAGCUGCGAGCGACAGCUGGAGCUGAAGAAGAACGUGACGCUGAGCGAAGUGGUGGAGGUGGCGCGGGCGAGCAGAGUGUGGGCGGAGAGCUGCGAGGUGGCCCACGUCGGGCUGUGCCCGCAGCACGGGCGCCCGCUGGAGCUGUACUGCGAGGAUGAGCAGCGCUGCAUCUGCUGCGUCUGCAGCGUGCGGCAGUGCCAGCGGCACCGCAGGGCUCUGUUUGGAGACGAGCGCUCCAGGAAGCAGGCUCUGCUGGAAAGGUCCCUGGAAGAAACCCAGAGAGAAGCAGAGAGGAUGGAGCGGGCGCUGCGGGAGCUGGAGGAGCGGACACAGAGCAUCAAGGACUCCUCCGAGAGGCUCCAAGCUGUGAUCCUGAGCAAAUUUACCCACCUGGAGGAAGCUCUGGCCAAGUUCCAGGAGCAGAUGGUGGGCAAAGUGAAGCAGGAGGAGCUGGUGGCUCUGGGACACAUAGAAAAGGACCGGAACGCAUUGAAGGAUCAUCUGGAGGCCCUUGGGCAGCACCGGGACCGGGCACAGUACCUGCUGGACUGCAGUGACCACCAGGUCUUCCUCGAGGAGUUCCCGCAGCUCCUGACCCCGCGGAGCAGGGAGGUGCCACCGCUGGUGGAGUUCAAUGCGGCUGUUGUGGUGGAACCCAUGAAUGAGAUCCUCGCUGCUACCUCCAGGCUGCUGCUGGAGGAGCUGCCCGCCUCGCUGAGCCCCAGUGCCCCUGACCCCAUUGCCCCAGGCCCGGUGCAGCCCGAGGAGACGGCGGUGAAGGUGGUGUCCACCCCUGCUCCCAUGUGCCAGCUGCGUGCCGAGCUGCUGAAGGAUCACCGAAACCUCACCUUCGAUCCCGACACGGCCAACAAGUACCUGGAGCUGUCGUGGGGUCAGCGCAGAGCCAAGCACGGCCCCACCGCUGCCGUUGGUUGGCAGGAGCGCGGGCGCUGCUUCGAGCCCUGGCAGGUGCUGUGUGCGCAGAGCUACGGGCAGGGCUGCCACUACUGGGAGGUGACCAUCUCCAGCCACUCCGUCGUGCUGGGGGUGACGUACGGUGGGCUUCCCCGGCACAAAGUGAGGGGCUGCAAGUUCAACAUCGGGCUGGACGGCGGCUCGUGGGGGCUGCAGGUGCGGGAGGACAGCUACCUCGCCUGGCACAAGGGGCAGGAGGAGAAAAUCCAGCUGCGGCUCUACACCAAGCUGGGGGUCUGCCUGGAUUGUGACCACGGGCUGCUCUCCUUCUACGGCCUCGGGGAGGGGGUGCAGCACAUCCACUCCUUCCACUCCGUCUUCACGGAGCCGCUGUUCCCCGUGUUCUGGCUGUGCGAGGGCCGCACCGUCACGUUGUGCCACAGGGACUGCGGGGGCCCUGAAGGAGAGCUGGGGCUGUGACAUGGUGGGUAGGGAAGAAGACAGGCGGGUAAUGGCGAUGCUGUCGCAGCGGGGAUGAAGACCCCAAUCGCUGUGCGUGGGGACUUGGGGUGGGGGGGGGUACGCUCCCGUGCAGAGGGGAUGCAGAGAUGUGAUUCCCUGUUUCCUUUUGCCCCGGGGAGAACUGAGGUUUGAGGAGCCCAGCGGGAGGUGUGGGGGCUGCAGGCAGGCCCUGUGCUCGCAGCCAUCCCCGUCCCCCCACGCUGCCUUCGGAGGUGGCAGAGCCGCCUUUUGGGGUGCCGCGUUUCUCACUGGAAGAAGCUGCUUUCCCCAAUAAAGUUCUGAUUUGC
Molecule: messenger RNA, 1935 nt
Organism: Gallus gallus (chicken)
Lineage: Eukaryota; Metazoa; Chordata; Aves; Galliformes; Phasianidae
Gene: TRIM65
Product: tripartite motif containing 65
Exons: 6
Coding region: 20-1606 (528 amino acids)
Biological process (GO): positive regulation of autophagy
Molecular function (GO): protein binding
Source: RefSeq, a predicted model, not a curated record